Messenger RNA from Clonostachys byssicola, 774 nucleotides. The record is from the annotation of a GenBank genome assembly. Lineage: Eukaryota; Fungi; Ascomycota; Sordariomycetes; Hypocreales; Bionectriaceae.
AUGCCUCAGAAUGAGUACAUGGAAAGAUGGCGCCGCCUCCACGGUCGAAGGCUCGACCAGGAGGAGCGAAUGCGCAAGCGCCAGGCUCGCCAGGGCCACAAGGAAUCCAAAGAUGCACAGAACCUGCGAGGUCUCGCGGCCAAGCUGAGACAGGAGAAGCGACGAGUCGAGAAGAUCCAGAUGAAGAAGAAGAUCAAGGCCUUCGAGGAGCGCGACAUCAAGCUGCAAGGAGAAUCCGAGGCGCCCAAGGAUGCCCUCCCCGCCUACCUGCUCGACCGUGACGGCAACGCCCAGACGGCCAAGGGUCUCUCGAGCGCCAUCAAGCAACGCCGAGCUGAGAAGGCCGCCCGAUUCGCCGUGCCUCUCCCCAAAGUGCGUGGUAUCUCCGAGGAGGAAAUGUUCCGUGUGGUCAAGACCGGUAAAACACAGAGGAAGAGCUGGAAGAGAAUGAUUACGAAGCCGACGUUCGUGGGAGAAGGGUUCACUCGGCAGAACCCCAAGCAGGAACGAUUCAUCAGACCCUCUGGACUGAGAUACAAGACGGCGCAUGUCAGUCACCCCGAACUGGGAAUCACGAUCAAGGCCCCCAUCAUCUCUGUCAAGAAGCACCCCUCCGACCCUCUGUACACUCGGCUUGGUGUUCUGUCGAAGGGAUGCAUUAUCGAGGUUAACACAAGCGAAUUGGGCAUGACGACUACUUCUGGAAAGGUUGUGUUCGGUCGCUACGCCCAGAUCACUAAUAACCCUGAGAAUGAUGGAACUGUCAAUGCGUGA